Messenger RNA from Nomascus leucogenys (northern white-cheeked gibbon), 2660 nucleotides. RefSeq names its product ubiquitin conjugating enzyme E2 D1 (gene UBE2D1). Gene Ontology annotation, cellular component: nucleus. The record is from RefSeq and is a predicted model, not a curated record. Gene Ontology annotation, biological process: ubiquitin-dependent protein catabolic process; protein polyubiquitination. Gene Ontology annotation, molecular function: ubiquitin conjugating enzyme activity. Lineage: Eukaryota; Metazoa; Chordata; Mammalia; Primates; Hylobatidae.
AGCGGAAACAAAAGAGUCUCGCCGGCGUCCCCGCCCGCACACUCGCGCACACUCGCGCUCGGGCGCACACGGAGCAGGGACCGGCGCCCGGAGCGAGCCAGGGAGCGGCGAACCGGGGACCCACCGCGCGGAGCCAGCCUAGCUUCCAGCGAGCCCAACCCGCGACGACCCAAGCCCCCGAGCCCCGCAGCCGACCCCUGCCGGCCGGUGUCCCCACCGCCAUCCCUGACCCAUGGCGCUGAAGCGGAUUCAGAAAGAAUUAAGUGAUCUACAGCGCGAUCCACCUGCUCACUGUUCAGCUGGACCUGUGGGAGAUGACUUGUUCCACUGGCAAGCCACUAUUAUGGGGCCUCCUGAUAGCGCGUAUCAAGGUGGAGUCUUCUUUCUCACUGUACAUUUUCCGACAGAUUAUCCUUUUAAACCACCAAAGAUCGCUUUCACAACAAAAAUUUACCAUCCAAACAUAAACAGUAAUGGAAGUAUUUGUCUCGAUAUUCUGAGGUCACAAUGGUCACCAGCUCUGACUGUAUCAAAAGUUUUAUUGUCCAUAUGUUCUCUACUUUGUGAUCCUAAUCCAGAUGACCCCUUAGUACCAGAUAUUGCACAAAUCUAUAAAUCAGAUAAAGAAAAAUACAACAGACAUGCAAGAGAAUGGACUCAGAAAUAUGCAAUGUAAAAAUCAAAAACAUUUUCAUAUAUACCAGAGUACUGUAAAAUCUAGGUUUUUUUCAACAUUAGCAGUAAAUUGAGCACUGUUUACUGUUUCAUUGUACCAUGAAACCAUUUGAUUUUUACCCAUUUUAAAUGUGUUUCUGAAGCAAGACAAAACAAACUUCCAAAAAUACCCUUAAGACUGUGAUGAGAGCAUUUAUCAUUUUGUAUGCAUUGAGAAAGACAUUUAUUAUGGUUUUUAAGACACUUGGACAUCUGCAUCUUCAGCUUACAAGAUCUACAAUGCAGCUGAAAAGCAACCAAAUUAUUUUUUGCUGAAACUAGAUGUUUUUACAUGAGAAAUACUGUAUGUGUUGUCUAAGAUGUCAGUUUUAUAAAUCUGUAUUCAGAUUUCAUUCUUUGUUAGCUCACUUUAUAAUUUGUAUUUUUUUACUGUAUAGACUAAAUAUAUUCUAUUUACAUGUACGUCAACUCAUUACUUUUUUCCUGUGAACAGUAUUGAAAAACCCCAAUGGCUGAUAAUUAAGUGAAUUAACUGUGUCUCCCUUGUCUUAGGAUAUUCUGUAGAUUGAUUGCAGAUUUCUUAAAUCUGAAAUGAUCUUUACACUGUAAUUCUCAGCAUACUGAUUAUGGAGAAACACUUGUUUUGAUUUUGUUAUACUUGACUUAACUUUAUUGCAAUGUGAAUUAAUUGCACUGCUAAGUAGGAAGAUGUGUAACUUUUAUUUGUUGCUAUUCACAUUUGAAUUUUUUCCUGUAUAGGCAAUAUUAUAUUGACACCUUUUACAGAUCUUACUGUAGCUUUUUCCAUAUAAAUAAAAUGCUUUUUCUACUACUUGUCUUGAUUACUUAAAAAAAUAAAAAUAUAAGUAAGGAUCAAAACUCUAAAAUUUUGCAUGAAAAUUACAUCCAAAUUGUGAAAAUCAGAUCUAUUUUGUUUGCCAUUAGUCACCAUUAGUUAUAUAAAUUUUAUUGUUUUAGGUUAGUAUCUCUUUACUAAAUUGUCAGUCUUUAAGAUGAUAUAUGUUGAUCCCUUGCUGUAGAGGAGAAUUUAGAGUAAUUUGGGGUUUGUCUUGGAUUAUAUCUAAAUGGAUUAUUUGUUAAAAGUACUGAAAUGAGUAUAAGGCAGUAUCACCCAUCCAAAAGAAAGGUCUUUAUAGACCUACACAGUCACUAGAUUAAUUCAUUAAAAUGCCCCCACCCCGAUGUAAUUGACAUUACAUUUCUUAACAUUUUAAAAUCUAGAAUUUCUAAAAUGGAAUUUAAUGCCAUCACAAUUUGAAAAACAUUUUUUUUUUUUUUACUAUAGCAGUUACAAAGGAAGUUCUAAAAUUAUGCCUCCCUCUGUUUUUAUAAGUUGCCAUCGAAAAGUGAUUUAAAUAAGCAGGUUAUCUUUAUAGAUUUUAAAGAAAACUAACAAGUUUUAAUGUUUUAACUUGGGGAAAAAAUACAUCUCUUUAAUGUUUAGCAUGCUUGUCAACCUUGAGUGAGUGUCAUUUUUAAGAACAGUUGUAGCCCUUCUGAUUAUUGCAGUAGCUGUAGAAGUAUGUAAGAAUAUGUGAUGGGUGUAGUCAUUAGCAAAGCAUUUAAAUCACUUGAGUAUUUUGUCAUGGUUCAUUAUUAUUAAAGCACAAAAUAACCUAUUGUUAGAAAAUAUGUGUUUUUAUAAAUGAAUGUAAAAUAAUUAAAUGAAUUGUGAAAUGGAUGUUUAAGAAAAUAUAGGCUUAAAAAGUAAAUCUAUAAAAUGAUGUCUUAAAACAGCCAUAUCAUGAAAAAUUCUACUUAGCUAUAUUAUUAUAAGCUACAUUUGCCCUGAAUUUGAACACUCAACAUCAUUAGAUUUAAGUAUUUAGUAUAUUUUGAUAGUAAAGGGUUUUGUUUCUUGAAUAUCUUCACUUUAAACAAACAAAAAAACAACUUUCAUUUGUGUGGCAUUUAUUUUUGGAAGUGUCUUCUUUUUUUUCUUUAUUAAAGUUUUUGAAACUUGC